Messenger RNA from Blepharisma stoltei, 1672 nucleotides. The record is from the annotation of a GenBank genome assembly. NCBI's taxonomy places the organism in Eukaryota, Ciliophora, Heterotrichea, Heterotrichida, Blepharismidae.
AUGAGCUAUUCAGAGCUAUGGAAUAAAUUCAAAGAAGUCCGCGUUCAUUAUAGAGAGUCCAAAAAAACAUGCGACGAAUUUAUAAUCUUUUUACGGGACAAAUCAGAACUUGAUAGAUCAUACGCGAGAGGAUUAGAGAAACUUGCCUUAAGCACCUUUUUUGAAUUAGGAAAAGGCACGCUUGACCCCUGCUUAUCAUCUCUUAAGCAGCGGCUAAUAGAGUACAUUUCUCUAUGCAAAACCCUCGCAAACCAAUUCCACACUGACCUUGCCCUAAAUCUUCGGCAGCUUCUAGUCCAUCAAGAUCUCUUAAUUAAAGAUAAACGUGACCAAGGCAAAAAACUGGUCCAAGAGCGAGAAAAACUAAUAAAAAUCGCCCAAAGAGCCAAAGAAAAGUACAUAAAAUCUUGCAAAGAGUCAGAAGCCUGUGCGCAAAGUAAAAGCAGGUUUGAAAUUGCGUAUAAGCAAGAAGAAGAGUUAUCAAAGGCUUAUCAGGUUUCUAUAGAAAAUGCUAAUGCAUUUGCAGCUCCCUUUAGAGAAGCCAUGGACAAGAUUUUGAGCACGUAUCAGAUUCAUGAAGAAGAGAGGAUGAAGCUGCUAAAAGAGUCAUUGGCGAGGAUGGUGGAGUAUGAAAAAACGUUUUUUAAGUGCUUGGAAUAUACUCUGGAUGCGUUAGCUUUGGUAAGGGUUAUGUAGCCAAUUGAAAGUUUUAAUCCAAGUGUAGAUUUAAAGAAAUGGGUAGAUGAUACGUAUAUAGAAAGCGUUAUAAUUAAGGAUGGCUUUUAGCUUGCCCUAGACUAUUGAUUGGUAUUGGUAAAUGAUUUGCUUAUCAUUUAGUAGAUUGGUUGAAGUACUAAAGAAACUUCGCAAUUGGGCUAAUAGCCUAUAGUCAGAGUGAGCUAUAAGCCUUCUUAGGCCAUAUUGAAGAAAUAGUUUUUGAGCCUUUUCAUCAUAAUAUGGAAUUUGACAGGUUUUUGGUUGAAUUAAAAUCCUCACACCAAGGCGACAUUGUGAAAAAAAUUAUUGAUAAAUGCUGAAAAGGCGAGGUCAUCGAUUUUGAUCAAAGAUGUCAGUUUUCACAAACUAUUGCCGAGCCUGAAGGGAAAAAAGCCUGGAUCGCUUUUCUUAAUGAAAAGCGAAAUCAAGGCCAAUUUAAAAUCCCUACUGAAACUUUUGUUAUCAUAGGAGAAUUAUUGCACGAUGUCUUGACAAGUAUGCUUAAUUCUUCCGCGUACAAUUGUGCAAGCCAAUGUAUCAUUUUAUCACAAACAUUUUACUAUGAAAAUGAAGGCCAAAAAAAUUAUUUGCAAAAUGAGGUCAUAGAUCAUGCAUUUUGGAAGCAAGAAGAUGUAUGGAAAACUAUUCCUUAUAAAAAUAGCUUUGAUACCAGCUUAAUUAUAAAAAAUAAUAAUAAUUCAUUAGAAUGUGACAUAUUAUAACAGAAGCUAUUGACCACGAAAUAAAAAAAUGCAAUGAAUACUGCAAGGACAUAAUGCAGAAUGAUGAAGAUUCCCAUGAAAGAUUAGGAGAAGUCGUUGUUUCACAGCUAUCAUCGUAUGCACAUAUAAUGGAAAGUUUUCAUGUCCCUGAGCACGAAAUCCAACAAAUUCUUAAUACAUUUGUUAAGAAUUAUAAUUUGCCUGAUGAUAUAUUAAUUACGUUUAUGGCUUAA